AUGGCCCCAGCCUGGUCCUUACUCCUGGCCCUGCUGCUGCUCAGCUGCAACGCCAUCUGCUCUCUGGGCUGCCACCUGCCUCACACCCACAGCCUGGCCAACAGGAGGGUCCUGACGCUCCUGCGACAACUGAGGAGGGUCUCCCCUUCCUCCUGCCUGCAGGACAGGAAUGACUUCGCAUUCCCCCAGGAGGCGCUGGGUGGCAGCCAGUUGCAGAGGGCUCAAGCCAUCUCUGUGCUCCACGAGGUGACCCAGCACACCUUCCAGCUCUUCAGCACCGAGGGCUCGGCCGCUGCGUGGGACCAGAGCCUCCUGGACAAGCUCCGCACUGCACUGGAUCAGCAGCUCACUGACCUGCAAGCCUGUCUGAGGCAGGAGCAGGGGCUGCAAGGGGCUCCCCUGCUCAAGGGGGACUCCAGCCUGGCUCUGAGGAAAUACUUCCACAGAGUCACUCUCUAUCUGCAAGAGAAGGGACACAGCCCUUGUGCCUGGGAGGUUGUCAGAGCAGAAGUCAUGAGAGCCUUCUCUUCCUCAACAAACUUGCAGGAGAGAUUCCAGAGGAAGGACUGACACACACCUGGUUCAACACGGAAAUGAUCCUCACAGACCAACAAGACCACAUGCCUCCUGCGCGGCCACGUGGAGGACUUUCAUUUCUGCCGUCACU
Dama dama (fallow deer) is the source of this 667-nucleotide messenger RNA. RefSeq names its product interferon alpha-1-like. The coding region runs from base 1 to 570 and encodes 189 amino acids. Lineage: Eukaryota; Metazoa; Chordata; Mammalia; Artiodactyla; Cervidae. The record is from RefSeq and is a predicted model, not a curated record. Gene Ontology annotation, biological process: B cell proliferation; defense response; T cell activation involved in immune response. The transcript has a single exon. Gene Ontology annotation, cellular component: extracellular region. Gene Ontology annotation, molecular function: type I interferon receptor binding; cytokine activity.